Molecule: messenger RNA, 1605 nt
Organism: Cyphellophora europaea CBS 101466
Lineage: Eukaryota; Fungi; Ascomycota; Eurotiomycetes; Chaetothyriales; Cyphellophoraceae
Product: proline-tRNA ligase
Exons: 1
Coding region: 1-1605 (534 amino acids)
Biological process (GO): prolyl-tRNA aminoacylation
Cellular component (GO): cytoplasm; mitochondrion
Molecular function (GO): ATP binding; proline-tRNA ligase activity
Source: RefSeq, a predicted model, not a curated record
AUGCAGUCUGUCGGGGCGUCCAAGUUAUCGCUUUCUUCUAUUUCUUCUCAGAAGCUAUGGGAGCAGUCUGGUCGGCUAACCAAAGGCUCGGAAAUAUUCAAGUUCGAGGAUAGGGCGAAAGCGAAAUGGCUCCUGACUCCGACACACGAAGAGGAGAUUACCACGCUCCUCAAGAGUGAGAUCUUCAACGAGCAGCACCUGCCAAUUCGAUUGUACCAAAUUGGGCGCAAAUACAGAGAUGAGCAACGACCGAGAGGAGGUCUCCUUCGUGGGCGAGAGUUCCUAAUGAAAGACCUGUACACAUUUGACGCCACACCGGCUCAUGCCAAGGAGACGUAUCAGAUCAUCCGGCAGGCCUACAGCAAUCUAUUUGAAGAGCUAGGCGUCUCUUUCUUCGAAGUGCGCGCCCUCUCGGGCGAUAUGGGCGGAAACUUGAGCCACGAGUUCCACAUUCCCAGUAAGGUUGGUGAAGAUACAGUCAUCAUUUGCAAUGAAUGCGACCACUCGCGGAACGAAGAAUUUGUUUCGGUCACAAAUCGGACGAUUAAGGAAGUCCAUUCUUCAGACGAAGCUCUCAAAACGCCUCCAGCUAUUUCUGUCGAUGUACGAGAUUACGUCAAUGCUAAUGGCAGCACACUGGCACGCGUAAUUCUCCCAAUGGACCCACAUACAACCCAUCCCUACGCGUCCACGGAGCUCAAUACCUUUGCAGUAAAGGAAGCCAUGGAGGAUUUCGGCGACAUUCAUACCGGUAUCGAAGAGCACAAAGCGGUCCAAAUGUUCGAACAGCAUGUCAGGACAAAAGCAACAGAUGAAAAUGCAGCUCAACUGGUCUACGUGGUUGAUAAGCGAGUGACUGAGGAGCAGAUUCGCCACAGAACUCAGCAAGAUAUGAAGGAGUUUGGAGGUUCGCAGACGCGCCGUUUUGUUGUGCAGAGCGACGGAGAAGGUCCUGUCUCUAUUGAUCUCAUCAGUGCAAGGACUGGAGAUGCAUGCCCCGAGUGUAAAACUGGAACGCUCCAUGUUCACAAAGCCAUUGAGAUUGGACAUACAUUUCACCUCGGCACCCGCUAUUCAGCCAAGCUGGGCUUGAACCUAUUACCCAAGCACAAAGGCGGCGAGCGAGUGCCUGUCGAGAUGGGAUGUCAUGGUAUCGGCGUCACUCGCCUCUUAGCAGCUGCUGUGGCCAGCAAAGUGGAAGAAGAUGCCGGGGACUCGGAUGAUAUCCUAUGGCCACGGACCAUUGCACCUUACGAUGUUGUUAUCUGCACUGUUUCCAAGAAGCCUGAAUCCUUGGAAGCCGCGCAUCAACUGUACGAUAGGCUUGUCGCACCAUCAGUUGUACAAAGCCAACCACAUCUGCCGUCGGCACCACUGGAUGUCGUGCUUGAUGAUCGCCAAGAUCAGAACUACAGAAGGAAGCUGAGAGAAGCGACAUUCAUCGGAUACCCAAUCAUCGUGGCGCUCGGAAAGUCGUUGGAAAAGGGCGCUGCGGAGAUCAUUUGCCCUUCAUUUGGGCAUCGUCAAGAUGUGCCGCUCGAGGGGGUGCCUGCCGCCGUGACGGGCCUUGUACAAGAUUUGGAUAGGGGAAGGGGAAAGAUGUAA